GAGAAACGCCGGAGCGAGAGCUGUGCCCGCGUUUUGCGUCGUGCUCGUAAAUCCUGCCCCCUCCAAGACACAUGUGCGUCCUCCAAAGCCGCCUAGCUCGAGCGUUGGGCCGUGUUGACGGCACGCUUCGUCAUCCGUCGGCGACGCGUCUCGGGAGACGGAACUCCUCGCCAAGUACUCUUCGCGCCGCUCCGUACGAACAGAAAGGUCGAAGGAGGUCAACCGGAUGACGGCCCGUCAAACAUAAUCGGCACUGAUUGUCUUCCUGUGGGAAAGGAGUUUGCUGGCGCAAAUCUCACUUUCUUCUUUCGUCUGCAGCAGAAGACCGACUCAUUGUCUCUUUUUUCCGGCUCAGGGCGACCGGCCAGGAGGCCAUGGGGCCAGUGGCGGGUCGUCGCCUCUGCUGGACGCUGAGCCUCAACCUCGUGGCGUUCGGCGCUCACCUCUGCGCUUGCGGAUGCUUCGUGUACCUGCCACCACUGCUACGAAGGGCCGAAUUCUCUGAGCAGGCCCGAGCCGCCGUGCUAGGCCUAGGGCCGCUCCUCUGCGUCCUGGGUGUGCCACUGGUAGGCGCCUGGAGCGAUGCCUGCACGAGUCGGCUGGGACGGCGUAGGCCUUUCCUCCUGGGCAUCGGCGCCCUGCUAGCGCUGUCUCUUGCGGGCGUCGCCUACGGCGAGUCCCUACGCAACGUGAUGGGAGCCAACGCCCACCGGGCCAUCCUGGCGACGUCUACGGUACUCCUGGACUUCGCCUCACAAGCGCUGCUCAACCCGUGCCAAGCGCUCGUGUGCGACCUCGUGCCCGACGUGGACUUCGGCUUCGCCGUGUACUCGUUCGCGUUGUCGCUGGGCGGCGUGUUGGGCUACCUGCUCAGUGGGCUCGACUGGACCAACACGGCGCUCGGACAGGCGGGGCAGGAAAGGGCCGUGUUCCUGUUACUUCUCUCCGUGUUCACGGCCUGUCUCGCGCUGAACCUGCUGGUAGCGGGCGAGAAACCGGCCGCGAGGACUGACGAGUACGUUGUGCUCAGCCAGGCGAAUGAUCACGAUGUGCUGGUCGAGUGCCCGAUGGACCGUCUGUUGGUGGUUGGUGCGUGUGACGCGAAUGGCGGACUGUGCUCGACGCCGGACGUUCCUGUGCGAAAGAAAUCUCAAGAGAGUCCAGGCCGCCAUCCGAAUGGUCUGGUACAACAUCUUCGCAAGACCCACUGGCACAAGAUGAGCACCAAGGAUGUGGUACGGACAGCUCUGUCGGCGGCUUUGCUGUUUGUGUGCAACGCCUUUUGCAAUGUGUUUAUCACCUUCCCGUCGUGGCUGGCGUCUUGCCUGCGUCUAGACGUCCUGACCAGUGUCCCAGGUCCGCUACGGACGUUGUUUGUGUUUCAACUUCUCGCCUGGAUGGCCGUCAUGUCCCAUUACGUCUACUUCACGGACUUCGCAGGAGAGGUCUUGUUCCACGGUAGGCCUGAGCAGACUGCCAGUCCUGCUGACAGACUCCUCUACGAUCGAGGGGUGCGCGCUGGAUCCUGGGGUCUCCUGGUGCACUGCGUCGCUUCGUCGGUGUAUUCGCUGUGCUUCCAAUGGCGGCUCACGGCACGAUUCGGGCAGCGUGUCGGCUUGUACACGGCCAUGGGCAGCUUCGCGCUUGCCCUGCCCGGUCUGCUGCUCUUCACCAACGUCGGGGCGCUGCUCACGCUCAGCGCCGUCACGGGACUGGCGUCUGCGGCGCUCGACUCCAUCCCGUAUGUCCUGGCCUGCUUCUACUGCGCCAACAAGCAGGAUUACUUCCAGGGAGCCAAGCACCAACCUGGCGUAGGUCAGUGCCUGGCGGUGCUGGACACUGCCGAGUACCUGGCGCAAGUGCUGCUCUCGAUGUUCAUGGGCUACACCAUUUAUGCCACGGGCACUGUGGCAUCGUACGUCUGCGUCUCUACGCUUUGUGCAGUGGCCGCCUGCUACGCCUGCUCGCGUGUGGCGUGCCCCCCACGAACGAAAAAUGUGGGGCUAUACCCGUGACCAAGUCCAGGACUGCCUAGUGGACAUACUCAAUUUUGGACAAUAGUAGUUCACGUAUCUGUCCUUUGUGGAAUUUUAAGUACAGGGACUCAAACACUCCGCAGUGGUGCUUCAAGAGGCAAGCCUCAAGGAUGCUACGUCAAGAGUGUUAACUCGAGGUAGCACGUUUGAGCGAGGGUGUUAGCUUCAAUGGUCAUGCCCAUGGCUCACGCAAUCACUGUGUUGCCCAAAGAGUGAUACUACUGCAAGAAUGGUGCCGCGAUUCACUGCUUCAUAGCGAUCCUCCAUCAAUGAUGCCCCAAGAAGGAUGCUGUUUCAAAUUGGUUCGGCAGCUAAGGCCAUGCAGUAGGUGUGUUAGCUUAGCACCACAGAAAUGGCUGCACAACGGUGACUGCAGAAAAGUGAUGCUCCAUGCGCUAUGCUCCAGACAAGAUACCCCUGACGUGAUGCACCAGACGUGAUGCCCCAAAGGUCAUGUCCCAGAGGUCAUAACCCAGAGGUCAUAACCCAGAGGUCAUGACCCAGAGGUCAUGCCACUGAGGUGAUAUCCCGGAAGUGAUAUCCCGGAAGUGAUAUCCCGGAAGUGAUAUCUCGGG
Messenger RNA from Ixodes scapularis (black-legged tick), 2611 nucleotides. Its product is annotated as solute carrier family 45 member 3. Gene Ontology annotation, molecular function: sucrose:proton symporter activity. Gene Ontology annotation, biological process: transmembrane transport. The record is from RefSeq and is a predicted model, not a curated record. Gene Ontology annotation, cellular component: membrane. The coding region runs from base 375 to 2015 and encodes 546 amino acids. NCBI's taxonomy places the organism in Eukaryota, Metazoa, Arthropoda, Arachnida, Ixodida, Ixodidae. The transcript is spliced from 4 exons.